This is a messenger RNA of Haliotis rufescens (red abalone), 1470 nucleotides long. Its product is annotated as trichohyalin-like. Lineage: Eukaryota; Metazoa; Mollusca; Gastropoda; Lepetellida; Haliotidae. The transcript has a single exon. The record is from RefSeq and is a predicted model, not a curated record. Bases 1 to 1470 code for a protein of 489 amino acids.
AUGCCGCGAGAAGCGGGAAGUGAGCAGCGAUUGCGAAGAAAGCGGCGAGAGGCGGGCAGGGAGCAGCGAGUGCGAAGAGGCGAGAGGUGGGCAGGGAACAGCGAGUGCGAAGAAAGCGGCGAGAGGCGGGCAGAGAACAGCGAGUGCGAAGAAAGCGGCGAGCCUCGGGCAGGGAACAGCGAGUGCGAAGAGGCGAGAGGUGGGCAGGGAACAGCGAGUGCGAAGAGGCGAGAGGUGGGCAGGGAACAGCGAGUGCGAAGAAAGCAGCGAGCCUCGGGCAGGGAUCAGCGAGUGCGAAGCGGCGAUAGGCGGGCAGGGAACAGCGAGUGCGAAGAAAGCGGCGAGAGGCGGGCAGAGAACAGCGAGUGCGAAGAAAGCGGCGAGCCUCGGGCAGGGAGCAGCGAGUGCGAAGAAAGCGGCGAGAGGCGGGCAGGGAACAGCGAGUGCGAAGAAAGCGGCGAGCCUCGGGCAGGGAGCAGCGAGUGCGAAGAAAGUGACGAGAGGCGGGCAGGGAGCAGCGAGUGCGUAGAAAGCGGCGAGAGGCGGGCAGGGAGCAGCGAGUGCGAAGAAAGCGGCGAGAGGCGGGCAGGGAGCAGCGAGUGCGAAGAAAGCGGCGAGAGGCGGGCAGGGAGCAGGGAGUGCGAAGAAAGCGACGAGAGGCGGGCAGGGAGCAGCGAGUGCGAAGAAAGCGGCGAGCCUCGGGCAGGGAGCAGCGAGUGCGAAGAAAGUGACGAGAGGCGGGCAGGGAGCAGCGAGUGCGAAGAAAGCGAGGAGGGGCGGGCAGGGAGCAGGGAGUGCGAAGAAAGUGACGACAGGCGGGCAGGGAGCAGCGGGCACAGCGAGGAAAGCGGCGAGAAGCGGACAGGGAGCAGCGAGUGCGAAGAAAGCGGCGAGAGGCGGGCAUGGAGCAGCGAGUGCGAGGAAGCGGCGAGAGGCGGGCAGGGAGCAGCGAGUGCGAAGAAAGCGGCGAGAGGCGGGCAUGGAGCAGCGAGUGCGAGAAAGCGGCGAGAGGCGGGCAUGGAGCAGCGAGUGCGAAGAAAGUGGCGAGAGGCGGGCAUGGAGCAGCGAGUGCGAAGAAAGCGGCGAGAGGCGGGCAUGGAGCAGCGAGUACGAAGAAAGCGGCGAGAGGCGGGCAUGGAGCAGCGAGUGCGAGAAAGCGGCGAGAGGCGGGCAUGGAGCAGCGAGUGCGAAGAAAGCGGCGAGAGGCGGGCAGGGAGCAGCGAGUGCGAAGAAAGCGACGAGAGGCGGGCAGGGAGCAGCGGGCACAGCGAGGAAAGCGGCGAGAGGCGGGCAUGGAGCAGCGAGUGCGAGAAAGCGGCGAGAGGCGGGCAUGGAGCAGCGAGUGCGAAGAAAGCGGCGAGAGGCGGGCAGGGAGCAGCGAGUGCGAAGAAAGCGGCGAGAGGCGGGCAGGGAGCAGCGAGCACAGUUAGAAAAGGGGAAGAGAUGACAGCAGUGAGAAGUCAGCAGUGA